AUGGGUCAAGACGAGUCUCAUGUUCAGAACAAUCAGGCGCCCCAAGUACUUGAGGACCGGUCACUAAUUCUUCCGCAAGAACCCCGCCCCUUCUACGUUCUGGCCAAGGAGCUUUAUCCUGGAAACUUCCACCCUACCCUCUCACAUGCCUUCAUCUCCCUCCUCGCCCACAAGGGCCUUCUUCACAAACUGUUUACCCAAAACAUUGACUGCCUCGAGAGGCAAGCCGGUGUACCGCCCGAACGAAUCAUCGAGGCGCAUGGCAGCUUUGCUACUCAACGAUGCAUUGACUGCAAGAAGCCCUACCCGGAUGACUUGAUGAAGAUGCAUAUCAACAAGGCGCAGGUUCCCAGGUGUGCAGCCUCGGGUUGCUCGGGUCUGGUGAAGCCCGAUAUCGUCUUCUUUGGCGAGCCACUCCCGGCGGACUUUGGUAGAAACUCAGACGCCAUGUUUGCUGCCGAUCUGGUCAUUAUCAUGGGCACGAGCCUGACGGUCUACCCUUUUGCCGCUCUCCCCGACAUGACCCGCCCAAAGACGCCCCGCGUCCUUUUUAACCUUGAAAGGGUAGGGACCUUGGGCGGCCGGCCGGACGAUGUCCUUCAGCUUGGUACCUGCGAUCUAGGUGUGAAAAAGCUUGCCGAGGAGCUCGGUUGGUUGGAGGAGCUGAACAAGCUGUGGGAAGAGACCGUGGGGGACAAAGAGGUGGCGAAGCAGCGGGCUAGGCACGAGACCCCCGACGCCGACUUGGAGGCCAUGGACGAUGAGAUUGUCGGUUCUCUGUUGGAGAGUAUCGAAGGCAUAUCGCUGAAGGAUCACAGCUCUGGUGGACACCGGGGCGACACAAAGGCUCACAAGCAGCGGCCGUCUUCGGCUAACGCCAAAGGACAGACUGGCUCUUCGCCUAUCGUUUUGCCAAAGGCAAUUGUUGGUCACCUUGAGAGUCACCUUCAAGACAAGCUAACAAGCGGCGCCGCCACCGGCAGCAAAUUGUCUGAAACGACCUCAAACGGCAGUAACGAAGCUGCCACAAACCCCAAGGCAGGUGGCCCCGACAACAGUACAGGGAGCGAGGUUGGCGCAGAAAAGGCCGGCACAGAAGAGAAGGAAGGGAAGGCGGAGGAUGAGAGGGAACCCGGUGAUUCUAAUACUCUCUCAUCUGCAAACCCGGCUGAGUCAAAAGCUAGCGCAAGUAAUACUGAAGGGAAGCUGUAA
This is a messenger RNA of Parascedosporium putredinis, 1212 nucleotides long. NCBI's taxonomy places the organism in Eukaryota, Fungi, Ascomycota, Sordariomycetes, Microascales, Microascaceae. The record is from the annotation of a GenBank genome assembly.